This is a messenger RNA of Melanotaenia boesemani (Boeseman's rainbowfish), 11528 nucleotides long. It is a transcript of the gene fryl, whose product is annotated as furry homolog, like. The record is from RefSeq and is a predicted model, not a curated record. NCBI's taxonomy places the organism in Eukaryota, Metazoa, Chordata, Actinopteri, Atheriniformes, Melanotaeniidae. Bases 359 to 10048 code for a protein of 3229 amino acids. The transcript has 64 exons. Gene Ontology annotation, cellular component: site of polarized growth; cell cortex. Gene Ontology annotation, biological process: neuron projection development; cell morphogenesis.
AACAAUCCAUGUCUUUUUGCUUUCUCUUUACGCUGUGAGCAGACAGGUAAUGUUUCAGUAUCGAAAGUGUCCUACUCUGAUACUUUAGCUCGUUGCAGUCACACCUUUCUGAACAACUUCAGAAAGCCUUUUAGGCAUUGUCUGUUCUUGUCUGUGAAGGCCCGGGUACAGGGCUUGACAUUGUGUAAAUGUGGAACUGUUAAAUGUAGGCUGUAACACAGCACAGGCACUCUUACCCUUUUUCCUACUUCUUUGCCAAUGGAUUAGAUGAAGCAGGAAGGUAGUUAGUGUGGCAGAAUGGCAUGGCACAGGCUUAUGGACUUCUCACCAGACUGAAAAAUCCAAAGUCUUGUUGAAAAUGGAGUUUCUAAAGAGCCUGGUUCCAGCUGUCAUCUCAGGAGACGGACCUGUUGAACAUGGAGGAAGCUUACCCAAGGAGUCAGGUCCACGGCUCCUUCGCAUGAAAAGACUGGGCCUGCUUGCCAUGGGACAGACGAUUGAAGAAGAUCCGGUAGAUCCAGUAAUCAAAGUAGAUACAGGAAUCCGCUCCCGCAGUAACCAAGCCCGCUUCAAAGGGAACAUCCGUCAAAUUAGAAAAGUCUCGUUUUUACAUCAUGCAAGUGAUGGCAGGAGUGACAAUGCUUCUGCACCGGUCAGCAGCAGCGUGAUUAGACGCCGUGCCCCCUCCUCGGUGACUCCCCUUUCGUGGGAGAAACACAACAUUGCUGCCAUGUCGAGCAUUACCAUCGACCCCGAGCUCAAGCCCGGGGAGUUCGUCAUCAAGAGUCUGUUUGCAGAGUUUGCUGUGCUGGCAGAGAAGAAGAUCGAGAUGGUGAUGGCUGAACCUCUGGAGAAGCCUCUGUCCCGAUCCCUCCAGAGAGGAGAAGACGCACAAUUUGAUCAGUUAAUAAGCUCUAUGAGCUCAAUAGCAGAACACUGUUUGCCCUCGCUACUACGCACACUGUUUGACUGGUACCGGCGGCAGAGUGGCACUGAAGACGAGUCUUACGAGUACAGGCCACGCUCUAGUACAAAGUCUAAAGGAGAUGAACAGCACCGAGAUAAAGAUUACCUUCUGGAACGGCGGGACUUAGCCAUAGAUUUCAUUUUUUGUUUAGUUUCAGUGGAAGUUUUAAAACAGAUUCCUCUUCAUCCAGUGCCGGAUGUUUUAGUACAUGAAGUUCUAAACCUGGCAUUCAAGCACUUUAAACACAAAGAGGGGUACUGCGGCCCCAACACUGGCAACGUGCACAUCAUUGCAGACCUGUAUGCUGAGGUCAUAGGGGUUCUUACACAGUCAAAGUUUCAGGCAGUGAGGAAGAAGUUCAUCACAGAACUAAAGGAGCUUAGGCAAAAAGAGCAGAGUCCUUACGUAGUCCAGAGCAUCAUCAGUCUCAUCAUGGGCAUGAAGUUUUUCCGGGUCAAAAUGUAUCCUGUGGAGGAUUUUGAGGCUUCUUUUCAGUUCAUGCAGGAGUGUGCCCAGUAUUUCCUUGAAGUCAAGGACAAAGACAUAAAGCAUGCUUUAGCUGGCCUUUUUGUGGAGAUCCUCAUUCCUGUUGCAGCUGCGGUGAAAAACGAAGUCAACGUGCCGUGCCUGAAAACGUUCGUGGAGAUGCUUUACCAGACAACGUUUGACCUUAGCUCCAGAAAGAAGCACUCUUUGGCUCUGUAUCCCUUGGUAACAUGCCUGCUGUGCGUCAGUCAGAAGCAGUUCUUUCUUAACAACUGGCACAUCUUCCUCCAGAACUGCCUUUCACACCUUAAGAUGCCGUCUAACAACAGCAUCCGAAAGCAGAUUGAGACACUGCAGAAUAAAGAUCCCAAAAUGUCCCGCGUAGCUUUGGAGUCUCUCUACAGGCUACUCUGGGUGUACAUCAUCAGGAUCAAGUGUGAGAGCAACACUGUCACACAGAGUCGACUACUCAGCAUCGUGUCAGCACUUUUCCCCAAAGGCUCCCGCAGCGUGGUGCCGAGAGACACACCCCUCAACAUCUUUGUCAAGAUCAUCCAGUUUAUAGCCCAGGAAAGACUGGACUUUGCUAUGAAAGAGAUUAUCUAUGACCUCUUGUGUGUGGGCAAAUCUCACAAAACCUUCACCAUCAAUCCAGAGAGGAUGAAUAUUGGUUUGCGAGCCUUUUUGGUGAUAGCCGACAGCCUGCAGCAGAAAGAUGGAGAGCCACCAAUGCCUACUACAGGGAUAAUUAUGCCUUCUGGGAACACCCUACGUGUAAAAAAGAUCUUCCUCAACACCACCCUCACUGAUGAAGAAGCAAAAGUUAUAGGGAUGUCACUCUACUACCCUCAAGUCAGAAAAGCCUUGGAUAACAUCCUGCGCCACCUGGACAAGGAAGUGGGACGCUCCAUGAGUAUGACCAGUGUACAGAUGUCCAACAAAGAGCCUGAGGACAUGAUCACGGGAGAGAGGAAACCAAAGAUCGAUCUGUUCCGAACAUGCGUGGCUGCUAUUCCAAGACUAAUACCCGAUGGCAUGAGCAGACAAGACCUAAUAGAGCUUCUAGCCAAAUUGACCAUCCACAUGGAUGAGGAGCUGCGGGGUCUUGCCUUUACAACUCUUCAGGCCCUGAUGAUGGAUUUCCCAGAGUGGCGGGAGGACGUCCUCUCAGGCUUUGCGUACUUCAUUGUCAGAGAGGUAACUGACGUCCACCCCACGCUGCUGGACAAUGCUGUCAAGAUGCUUCUGCAGCUUAUCAGCCAAUGGAGUAAGGCUGUGCAGAGCAGCAAUAAGAGUCACGACGCACAGAACUCAAGCAGCAGUCGCUCUCUGUCCUUGGAGCGUUCUCUUCCACUGGGUGUGCUUCAUGUGGUAGAAGGUUUAGCACUGGUUGUGCUGUGUAGCUGCCGUCCUGCCACACGCAGGCUAGCUGUUAAUGUCCUCAAGGAGGUCCGUGCACUGCAUACUGCUUUGGGGAUUGGCAAGGGAGAUGAGGAACUGGCUAUUGAUGUAAUGGAUAGGCUAAGUGCAUCGGUGUUGGAGAGCUUCAUUCAUCUCACUGGAGCAGACCAGACAAACCUGUUGUACUGUCCCAGUGGGAUUGACCUCCAGACGUUAGCGGAGUGGAGUUCAUCUCCCAUCAGCCACCAGUUUGAUGUGGUGAGCCCCUCACACAUCUGGGUGUUUGCCCACGUUACUCAAGGUCAGGACCCCUGGGUCAUUAGCUUCUCCAGCUACCUGCGGCAGGAGAACCUGCCCAAACAUUGCCCCACUGCCCUCAACUAUGCCUGGAUGUUCGCAUACACCCGCCUGCAGCUGCUGUCUCCACAAGUUGACAUUAACAGUCCUAUCAACGCCAAAAAGGUGAACAGCCUGAACAGCAGCGACUCCUACAUUGGCCUUUGGAGAAACUACCUGAUUCUCUGCUGCAGCUCUGCUUCUUCAUCUUCCUCCAUGUGUUCCUCAUCCUCCACCUCUGGCUCCGUCCGCUGCUCCCCGCCUGAGACGCUGGCGUCUACGCCGGACAGCGGCUACAGUUAUGAUUCAAAGAUUGUUGGUACUCCGUCCCCCUCCUCACUGUUCAAACACAUUGUUCCAAUGAUGCGCUCCGAGAGCAUGGACAUCACAGAGUCUCUAGUCUUGGGGCUUGGCAGGACCAACCCCGUGGCUUUCAGAGAGUUGAUAGAAGAGCUAAAUCCAAUUAUAAAAGAAGCUCUUGAAAGAAGACCUGAAAACAUGAAGCGGCGCAGGCGUCGGGACAUCCUCAGGGUCCAGCUGGUCCGGAUAUUUGAGCUACUGGCCGAUGCUGGUGUCAUCAGUCAAGUAGCCAGUGGAGGGUUAGAUGGAGAGAGCCACUCUCUGAACAGUACACUGCUUGAGUAUGUUGAUCUGACCAGGCAGUUGCUCGAGGCAGAAAAUGACAAGGACUCUGACACACUGAAGGACAUUCGCUGUCACUUCAGUGCACUUGUGGCCAAUAUCAUUCAGAAUGUUCCAGUACACCAGAGGAGAAGCAUCUUUCCACAGCAGUCACUGCGACACAGUCUCUUCAUGCUGUUUAGUCACUGGGCUGGACCCUUCAGCAUCAUGUUCACUCCUCUGGAUCGCUAUAGUGACAGAAAUAUGCAGAUCAACCGCCAUCAGUACUGUGCACUAAAGGCCAUGUCUGCAGUGUUGUGUUGUGGACCUGUAGCUGACAAUGUUGGCCUUUCCUCUGAUGGCUACCUCUACAAGUGGUUGGAUAACAUUCUGGAUUCACAGGACAAGAAGGUUCACCAGCUGGGUUGUGAGGCUGUGAUGUUGCUGCUGGAGCUGAACCCAGAGCAGAGCAACCUCAUGUUUUGGGCAGUGGAUCGUUGUUACACCGGUUCACGUCGUAUGGCCACUGGCUGCUUUAGGGCCAUUGCUAAUGUCUUUCACAACAGGGAUUAUCAGUUUGACACUGUGGUGCUGCUGAACCUCAUUCUGUUCAAGGCAGCUGAUUCUUCCAGGGAUAUCUAUGAGGCAGCCAUGCAGCUGUUACAGAUCCUGGAGCCAAAGCUCUUCCGUUAUGCCCACAAACUGGAGAUCCAGCGAACAGAUGGCAUCUUGACACCUGCCUCACCUCUACCACACCUCUACUCUGUGUCUUACUACCAGCUGUCUGAGGAGCUUGCAAGGACUUACCCAGAGCUCACUCUACCCAUCUUCUCAGAGGUCAGCCAGCGUAUCCAGACAGCACAUCCUGGUGGUCGUCAAGUGAUGUUGCACUACCUCCUGCCUUGGAUGAACAAUGUGGAGCUGGUUGACUUCAAACCAACCCCACGGCGACCAGAGGAUUGUGGCAGUGGCGAGGACGAAGAGGACACCCAUGACCAGGAAAUCAUGAUGGUCAACAGUCGGCGUUGGCUACGUGGAGAGGGGUGGGGAUCCCCACGUGCAACAACGAUGGUGCUAAACAACCUCAUGUUUAUGACUGCGAAAUAUGGGGAUGAGUUUGCUUGGUCGGAGAUCGAGAAUGUGUGGACAACGUUAGCAGAUAGUUGGCCAAAAAACCUCAGAAUCAUUCUGCACUUCCUCAUCAGUAUGUCAGGAGUCAACAGUGACCCCAGCCUUUUGCCCUAUGUGAAAAGAGUGGUGGUAUACCUAGGCAGAGAUAAAACUAUGCAGCUGCUGGAAGAGUUGAUGUGCGAGCUUGAGUUGACUGAGCCGGUCAACUCAGCCAUCACUCACAUGGACAACCCCCCUUAUUACCGCAUCACCUCCAGUUACAAGAUCCCCUCAGUCACCUCAGGAACAACCUCCAGCAGCAAUACCAUGGUGCCAGGAAAUGAAAGUCAUCAUGACAGCAAGGUGAAGGACUCUAAUAUGGAUGACAGUUACACCCACCUGGAUAUCUACUCGGGUCUGAACAGCAACCUGAACCGCCAGCACCACCGUCUGGAAUCUCGUUACAGCAGCAGCUCUGGAGGUUCCUAUGAAGAUGAGAAAAGUGACUCCAUGCCUCUUUAUGCGAACUGGCGUUUGAAAGUGAUGGAGCACAACCAGCCGGAGCCUCUCCCUCUCCCUCCAUCAGGUGGCUGCUGGUCUCCUCUAGUGGACUAUCUACCAGAAACAAACACACCUGCUGUUCCCCUCCACAGAUGUAAUAUUGCAGUCAUCCUACUGACGGACCUCAUUGUGGACCACGGGGUCAAAGUGGAGUGGAGUGCCUACCUGCACCUCUUGCUACAUGCUGUGUUUAUUGGGUUUGAUCACCAGCACCCAGAGGUCUACGAGCACUGCAAACGCCUGCUGCUUCAUCUGCUUGUUGUCCAGAGUUCGAAUAGCAGUGUUCAGUCUGUGGCCAUGGUGCUUUUACGCAACAGAGACUACAAUGAUCCCAGGGUCCUGACUGUAAAGCCUGCAGUUCCAGAGUUCAACCUCACAGGAACUCAGGAGAUUUUGCCAGAUUUUCAACCAUCACCCAUGACUGACUCCGGCCUCAGCACCAGCUCCACAUCCUCCAGUAUGAGCCUCGGGACUGGGGGCACUGCUCUGGCCCACCUGUCUCCUACACUUCUCAGGGAGGUAGAUGCCACAGUGGAACAGGACGAAAAGGCCAAAGCUCUCAUCGAGUUUAUUACAUCAAGAAAGCGGGGUCCGCUCUGGAAUCAUGAGGACGUUUCUCCCAAGAACCCCAACAUUAAAAGCGCUGACCAGCUGAGUGUCUUUGUGAGACAUGUGUUGACCGUCUUCAAACAUUCUCAGACAGGUUUCCAGCUGGAGUCUCUGCUAAGUGAAGUAGCUUUGAGAACAGCUUUGUCUUGCUCUUCACGACAUUACGCUGGUCGCUCCUUCCAGAUUUUCAGGGCCCUCAAACAACCUCUGACUCUGGCCACACUGUCCGACAUCCUGUCUCGGCUGGUUGAGACUAUAGGAGACCCGGGAGAGGAGGCUCAGGGCUUUGUCAUUGAGCUGCUGCUGACUUUGGAGUCGGGCAUUGACACGUUGGCAGACACAGUGAAAAAUUAUGACCUUCUAACUGCCUUAGCACAAACCUCAACCCGUGACCACCUGCUGGGGGCAAAAUUUGCUGCCAACAGGAAAAGCACAGGCCAGCUCAACCUCAACAGCGCUGGCCUGUUCCAUUACGUCCACACUCGUAGCAACUCUCUUCGUGCCAGCCUCAUCGGUGAACGGAAAGCUGACAGACGGAGGAGCAACACCCUGGACAUAGCAGACCGGCUAGGUGGUAGUCACGGAAACCUGGCACGCACACGGAGCUUAUCAUCGCUAGGAGGGGGAGGGGGUCCGGGAGGGGGCUCGAUCCCACCUGUGGAUCCCUCGAAUCUGAUGGCCACUGUCUUCUGGAUCGCCACGUCUCUGCUGGAGUCCGACUACGAGUUUGAGUACCUGCUGGCCCUGCGGCUCCUUAACAAGCUGCUGGGCCAACUGCCUCUGGAUCGUGCAGACAGCAGAGAGCGUCUGGAGACAGUCCAGGCCAAGCUCAAGUGGUACAACUACCCUGGACUGCUGCAGCUGUUCCUCAAGGGCUUCACUUCUACUUCUACACAGGAGCUCACCAUCCACCUGCUCAGCAAACUUAUUAGUGUCUCCAGACAAACACUGGUCGACCCUUCACAAGUGGCAGGUUUUCCUUUGAAUAUCCUGUGCCUCCUGCCGCACCUCAUCCAGCACUUUGACAGCCCCACUCCUUUCUGUAAGGAGACGGCUGAUAAAAUAGCCAAGGUUUGCGCUGAUGAGAAGUCGGCCACACUCUCCAACCUGGCCCACAUGAUGAGCCUGUACAGCACACACAGCUACUCCCGCGACUGCACCAACUGGAUUAACGUGGUCUGUCGUUACAUCCAUGACGCCUUUGCUGAGAGAACCUUGAAUCUAGUCACCUACCUGGCUGAGCUGCUGGAGAAGGGCCUCCCUGGCAUGCAGCAGUCUCUGCUGCAGAUCAUCUACAGUCUGCUGAGUCAUAUUGACCUUUCAGCAGCCCCCGUCAAACAGUUCAACCUUGAGAUCAUGAAAAUUAUAGGCAAAUAUGUUCAGAGUCCACACUGGAAAGAGGCCCAAAACAUUCUGAAGCUGGUUGUGUCCCGUUCAGCCAGCCUCGUUGUGCCUGACGAUGUGCAGCGCUCCUACAGCACAGAGUCGUGUGGCUCUCCAGAAAUCGCCUUCACACGCAUUUUCAACAACUCCUCCAAGGAACUACCUGGCAAGACACUCGACUUCCAUUUCGACAUCUCGGAGACGCCAAUCAUAGGGCAUAAAUAUGGUGAUCAGCGGACGGCAGCAGGCCGAAACGGAAAGCCACAGGUGAUCGCUGUGACAAGGAGCACCUCCUCUACAUCAUCUGGUUCUAACUCCAAUGGUCUGGUGCAAGUAAGCUGGAAGAGGCCUCAACUCUCUCAGAGAAGAACCAGAGAGAGACUGAUGAAUGUCCUAACUUUAUGUGGCCCAGAAUCUGGCAUUCCCAAAAACCCAUCUGUAAGACUCCUCUCCUACUCUAAGGCCUCAGACAAGGUGGUAUUCUCAUCCAACGAAGAUCUGGACUCUGCCGACCAGCAGACAAGUCUUAUACCCACAGUGGAGGAGGCGGUCAGAGAGGAGGAGGUGCCAGGAGAGGAUACGGGCAGUGAACAGCAGUUUGGUGUCUUUAAGGACUUUGACUUCUUAGAUGUGGAGUUGGAGGAUGCUGAGGAGCUGCAGGGGGAGAGCAUGGACAACUUCAACUGGGGGGUACGGCGUCGCUCCCUGGAGAGCAUGGACAAAGGUGACACGCCGUCUUUGCAGGAGUGCCAGUACACAGGCAGCACGCCAAGCCUCAACCUCACCAACCACGAGGACACGGACGAAUCGUCUGAGGAGGAGGUACUGAGCGCUAGCCAGAUUCUCACCCGCUCUGGCCUUCUGAACAGCGACUCUGCCACGGAUGAUACCGCGUCCAACCACGUGGACUCCCUGCAGCAGUCUCAAGAGUCUUCCAGCAGCGCCAUGACUGAAGAGGCAACCAUCCUGCGCAAUCUUCCCUCCCUACCCUCCCUCCCCCGACUGGAUAGCCCCAGUUUGGAGAUGGCCCACUCAGACAGCACCAGCAGCCAGUUGCCUGAGGAUGCCGCAAGCAUGACGGCAGCUGAUGAGCUGAGUAGCAGCGUGAGUGAAGACACGGGGUUUUGUAGCGCCCCACCUCUGCCCUCUGACCCACCAGAGCUCUGUGACCUCCCAGACUCACAUGAACCCCAGGAAGCUCAGGACCCCCAAGAGACUCAGGACCCUCCAGAGGACCUAGAUCCAGCCCCCCCUCCUCCGCCGGCCAUCGACACUCCGCCAGGGUCUCUUUGUGAGGAAGAGUCCCAGAUGGUGCUGCCUCUGUAUCUGCCCACACCACCACCUGAGACAAAGCCUGAUCCAUAUCCAGAUCCAAAUCCAGACAGCACCUGUGGCUCCAUGUGGGAAGAUGAUGUGACACAAGCCCUGAAGGAGCUGGAUGAGCGUUGUGAGGAAGAGGAGGCAGACUUCUCUGGGAUGUCGAGUCAAGAUGAAGGUGACGCAGAUGGCUUUCCAGAGAUUCAGGCCUCUCCACCUCCUUCACCCUUCCUCUCUGCCAUCCUGGCAGCAUUCCAGCCCGUUUCCUAUGACAAUGAGGAAGAUGCUUGGCGUUGUCAUGUCAACCAGAUGUUGUCAGACACAGAUGGGUCCUCUGCUGUUUACACAUUCCAUGUGUUCUCUCGACUCUUUGAGAGUAUUCAGAGGAAAUUUGGCUCCAUUACACAUGCAUCUGUUCGCUUUCUGGGAGAAAAGCUUCAGCGAAUGGGUAACCAGUUCCUUAGCUCCCUGGAAGUCAUGACGUCUUGCUCACAAUGUCCCACUGUGCUGUUGGAUGCAGAGACGCUGGUCUCUUGUGGAUUGCUGGAGACUCUGAAGUUUAGUGUGCUGGAGUUGCAGGAGCACCUGGACACUUAUAAUGCCAAAAGAGAAGCAGCAGAGCUUUGGCUGGACAACUGCAGGAAAACGUUUGGGGACAAAGACAGCAGCCAAACACCUAAUACACAUGCACAGCAAAUGGAAAAUCUAGCAGAGCUGGAGUUGUGUCGGAGGCUUUAUAAGCUUCACUUUCAGCUGCUGCUGCUGUUCCAGGCCUACUGUAAGCUCAUCAGCAGGGUGGACACCAUCAAGAGGGAGGCAGAGGUGACCAACAUGUCAGAAGAACUUACAAUCCUGGAGAGUUGUCUGAGCGAAGCAGAAGCGGGAAAUGAUGGUCAGGAGGAUGUGUGCAUGUCGGACAAUGCCCAGACCAACACAGAGACGGCCAUCCAGUCACUGAUUGAAACUCUCAGAACCAGAGACUUUGGCUCUGCCCUCACACAGGUCAAAAUCUUUAGGUCUCUGUGGCCUAAUGACAUCUUCGGCAAUGAGGCAGAUAAUGCAGUUCAGACCCUUCUGCACAUCUACUUCCGUCACCAGACGCUGGGCCAGACGGGCUGCUUGGCGGUGGUCGGCCCCAGCAGGGACCUGUCUCAGGCUAGCACCCGCCUCAUGGAGCUCAACCUGCAGAUCCGUGAGGCUCUGAGUCAAGCCCAGGCCUGCCAGCCCCACACCACCAUGGUCAGCACUGGACUGUGAGCCUGUGGUUUAGCAGGCUGGGCUAGACUGGACAGAAACACCCCCCCCCCCCCCACCUGCUCUACACACACCUCACAUCAGCUGUAGAGAGAGGGUAGACAGCGAGGGGAGGAGGACAAGAGAGACUCCACCUACAAAGGGCUAAAGGAUGCGUGGGAAUAACUGUGACUCUUAAUAUAUUAUUACAUGUAUGAAUGCUUAAAGCUAACAGCUUUUCCCAGACUAAGCCAACUUGCAAAAUUCUGUUGCAAUAAGUCAUGUGGUGAUGUGUCUGGGGAAGAGUAAGAGAGGAAUCAGUUGAAUGAUUAUUUUAUUUUUAUUUUUUUCCUUUCUUUUUUUGAGCCGGAUCUGACCUGAAGGUCCAUCGCGGUGAGCGGGGCUUUCGUCAGGACUCGGGCUGGGAGUUGAAGCAUGUAAGACAGUCCAUAGGAGGUGUCAUAUGUGUGAGGACACACCAUCAAGAAAACUCCAGAAAAAUCUUGUUUAAAAAAAAAAAAAAAGGUUUCGAAAUGCAUGCUUGAAGGAAAGAAGCACUGCAAGAAUAUUUUUUUGAGAAAUGUAUUUUUUAUUAGAACUAACAUCCUAUGUUGUAAAUGUUAGGAUAUUUAACAUGUAACCCUGUGGGAAAUGUUUACCUUCAGGGAGUGUAAAAAGAGAAAUAUGUUUAUUGAUCUGCUCUGAGAGGAGAGUCCUCUUCAACAGAUCUUCAUGCAAAACUCACUCUUUAACCAAAUAAGUAGAUGCCUUUAGAGACUCUUGACUGUGUGAUAUAUAUUGGAACUUCUGGUAUACUCACACAAAUGCAUUUAAUUGCACACAAGUGCAGACUGGCUACAGCUCAUUAUAGAAACAUAACUUAUUUUACUCUGUAUAUAUUUUAGAAAUGUAUAGUGUAAAACCAGUAUUUUUCCCUUGUACUUUUGUCUAAUGCACUGUUCAUCCAAAAUAGGAUGUAUAAAGCUUAUGCGAUGAGAGAAAGCUGAGACCAGGUUUGAGUCGUUUAUGAUCCACUUCAUCAUCCUGUGACUUCAGAAUUUUCCCUGAUGCUGCCUUGGUUGUCUGGCAGAUGGCUCUGUUAAUCCUAGGAUUCAGCCACUUUCCAAUCUUAAAUAGCAAGAUCAAAUGUAGCCUCACUUUCCUGCUCGUCCUCUCCAAACCAACCACAGCCAAGGCAGACAGGCAUUCCUUUUCAUCAGCACCGGCUCUGCUUAAAGAUCAGUUUGUUUUUCCCCCAAAGGAGGAUGUGUCUCAAUGCUGCAUUAAACUCUUUGCUGUGACUGCAGGACUGAGACUUUAAUGCUUUUUAGAAAGCUUGUCAUGGCACAUUGUUACAGCCACUGUAUUCAUCCCUCUGCUUGUCUGGUACCAUUUAAAUGCUGUUAAUUUAAAGAGCUACCUGGAAGAUGUUUUGAUGUAGAGCUGCAUUACAUUUUUCCUUCACAUACCAGCCUUCUCUGGAUAAUAAAAACCUAAUCCUACA